Mobula hypostoma (lesser devil ray) is the source of this 5446-nucleotide messenger RNA. RefSeq names its product NACHT, LRR and PYD domains-containing protein 3-like. Bases 827 to 4132 code for a protein of 1101 amino acids. The record is from RefSeq and is a predicted model, not a curated record. NCBI's taxonomy places the organism in Eukaryota, Metazoa, Chordata, Chondrichthyes, Myliobatiformes, Myliobatidae. Gene Ontology annotation, molecular function: protein binding. The transcript is spliced from 14 exons. Gene Ontology annotation, cellular component: cytoplasm.
CGGUGGCCCUGCAGCGAACCUCCUGCCACCGGUGGCCCUGCAGCGAACCUCCUGCUAAACGCAUGCGCGGUGCCGAAUGCAGCUGCUGUCGGUGGUUCUCCGAUUCGGGGCGGCGAGGUGCCAGAGUAACAAUCACUUCGCGCAUGCUCACAGUCUCCAGGUGGGCGGUGUUUUCCUUUCCGCGCAGUGCUGAAGCGGAUCUUCUGUGGCAUCGGGAAAGGGUCCUCGCCUCCUGGGUCGGGGAGCCGGGGGUCGGGAUCACUGUCCGCAGGCCGAAGAUAUCAGUUUUCCCAGCGUUAGACCUGCGGUGAGAGAUUUAUUGGAAGGAAAACCCCAACUGGAAGCAAACCACGACUGAAGACGAGGGAACAGCAACAAGUGAACCAGCCCGAGGAUUGAGAGCAUCAACUGGAGAGAACCCAUCUGACUCGGAGAUUCCAGUGAUUCAGUCAGGAGAAAGUUUGAUCUGGGCUGAGAGAUUUAUUGGAAGAAAAGCCCACAACUGGAAGAAAACCACAACUGAAGAUGAGGGAACAGCAACAAUGAACCAGCCCGAGGACUGAGAGCACCAACCGGAGAGAACUCUUCUGAAUCACGGUUUCCAUUGAUUCACUCAGGAGAAAGUUUGGGCAUCACCAGCAGGUGGGGCUGUCCUGCACUGCGACCAAAUGUAAACAAGACAACGACAAUCAACAAUCGUCAGUCAGAAUCAGAAUGGCUACAGGAUUAUGUAUUGCAUUGAACUGCUGCUGCUAAGUUAACAAAUUUCACGUCACAUGCAGGUGAUAAUAAACCUGAUUAUGAUUCUGUUUUAAUACCCCGAUCCAUGCCUGGUCUGCGGCCAAAUGGUAAACGUGGGAAAUUAAAUCGGGUACAGAAAGUACUCAGGAGGUUUUUACCAGGCAACUCAUCGAGGGAAGAUGAUCGGGACACAGGAAGCAAGGUACCAAAGCAGGGUCAGAUUGAGAGCAAUGUCCCAAUGGAAUGCGGUCCGGCCGCAGCGGAUAUGGAGCAAGUUCAGCCCAGAGACAGUGACGUCAGAGCCACUGAGCAGGACCCUGGAACCGGUACAAGUGAGGCGACUGUCUGUCAGCCCAGAGACAGUGACGUCAGAGACACUGAUCAGGACCCUGGAACCGGUACAAGUGAGGUGACUGUCUGUCAGCCCAGAGACAGUGACGUCAGAGACACUGAUCAGGACCCUGGAACCGGUACAAGUGAGGCGACUGUCUGUCAGCCCAGAGACAGUGACGUCAGAGACACUGAGCAGGACCCUGGAACCGGUACAAGUGAGGCGACUGUCUGUCAGCCCAGAGACAGUGACGUCAGAGACACUGAUCAGGACCCUGGAACCGGCACAAGUGAGGCGACUGUCUGUCAGCCCAGAGACAGUGACGUCAGAGACACUGAGCAGGACCCUGGAACUGGUACAAGUGAGGCGACUGUCUGUCAGCCCAGAGACAGUGACGUCAGAGACACUGAUCAGGACCCUGGAACCGGUACAAGUGAGGCGACUGUCUGUCAGCCCAGAGACAGUGACGUCAGAGACACUGAGCAGGACCCUGGAACCGGUACAAGUGAGGCGACUGUCCGUCAGCUCGGAAGCUCAUUGAACAUGAAAUGGUCAAGUGUCCAACAAGGAGCAGAGCCAGGGUUUACAAUCUCUGACCUCCUGGCACAGGGGGAGGAAUAUCGACUGUACCAACUGACAAAGUUCUACAGAGACAGACUCAUACAAGCAAUUGAAGAAAAGGUUGAAAGACUCGGUUGGAUGUUGACAAAGGAGGGACAUUUCAGUAGAGAAGAAAAUGAGAAAGUCACUGAACUGACAGAGAAGGGAAACCGGACAGAGAGUUCCAGACUCUUCCUCAGCUUGGUGAUGGGCAAAGGCUCCCGGGCCCGGAGGGCGAUGUGGGAAUCCUUUGUGAUGUGGAGGACUGAGUUACCGAAGUUGGACAGAAUACUGAGGGAAAUACAGGAACUCGGUCCUGAUCCACAGGAAUACAUGAACAUCGCCCAAGGGUUAUCUGAAUUACCCACUCAACUGAUAGAUGUUCAACAGAAACACAAGGAGACUCUGCGGGCACAAACUGAAACACUGAGAGUGAACACGAUCCUGAUGAGGGAGAAGGUGAAGGUUUUCCAGCUGGUUGAUCGAUACGCUGAGCUCACGGUCAUUUCUACUGUUCGAGAUCGGAGACUGGUGGAACAUGAGCUGCUGGCAAGAGGCAGAGACCACGAGGAGUGGAGAGAGGAACAUCUCCGCAGAGAGCUGGAAAAAAUCCGGACUGACCAGUUCUUCCAGAGCAGCUUUUCCCGGAGUAAAUCCAAAUCUGAGAGUUCCGCAGCAGUGGCUGGAGUCCCGGGAAUCGGAAAAACAACAAUGGUACAAAAGAUUGUUUAUGACUGGGCCACAGGGAAAAUACACCAACAGUUCCAGUUUGUCUUCAGUUUUAAAUUCCGGGAUUUAAACUCCAUUAACGGCAGAAUAAACCUGAGGAAAAUGAUUCUGGAUCAGUAUCCUUACUUUGGGAAUUUUAUGAGAGAGGUCUGGAAGAACCCAGAGGGAUUGCUGUUUAUAUUCGACGGUUUAGAUGCAUUCAAACACAGAAUCGAUUUUUCUGACAGUCAGAGAGAUACAGAACCCAACCACCAGUGCCCAGAUCCCGAGUGGUGGUGUGAAGUGUCUGACAUUGUGUACAGUUUAAUCCAGGGCAAGCUUCUCCCAGGGUGUUCAGUGCUGGUGACCACCCGUCCGACGGCAUUGCAUUUAUUGGAAAAGGCAGAGAUCAGUAUCUGGGCUGAAAUCCUGGGAUUCGUUGGUGAGGAACGGAAGGAAUAUUUCAUCAGGUAUUUUGAAGAUCAGACGGUGGCAGCAGCUGUUUUCAAUCACAUGGAGGAGAACGAGAUCCUGUACACCAUGAGCUACAACCCCUCCUACUGCUGGAUCCUCGCUCUGGCACUGGGACCCUUCUUCACACAAAGAGUCAGGGACCCGCAGCGAGUUCCCAAGACCAUCACCCAACUGUAUUCCUAUUAUAUUUACAACAUCCUGAAAAACCACGGCUGUGAGAUUAAGAACCCCCGUGAUGUGUUACUCAGGGUUAGUCAGAUGGCCUUCAGAGGAGUGUCCGAGAAGAAGAUUGUGUUUACAGAUGGAGAUUUGAUCAAAUACAAUCUGCAGCCUUCCCCGUUCCUGUCUGGAUUUCUGAUGGAGCUUUUGGAGAGAGAGGAUUCUGCCCGAAGCGUGGUGUACACAUUCCCACACCUCACCAUCCAAGAGUUUGUAGCUGCAGUCGCACAAUUCCUGAAUCCACAUCCCGGGGAUAUCCUGAAAAUCCUCACUGAGGCCCACAACACAACAGAUGGGCGAUUUGAGAUGUUUCUCCGUUUUGUUGCUGGUCUCUCCUCCCCAAUGACAGCUCGGGGCCUGGUGGAGUUUCUGGGGCCAUUUCCCCAUGAAACAACCUGCCGGGUGAUUGACUGGAUGAAGGAGGAGGUUAAACGCUGGAGUGGAAACACGAGGAGUGAAGCUGGUAAAAGAAGCCUCAUGAACACAUUGCACUACCUGUUUGAGUCUCAGAAUCGUGGACUGGCUCAGGCCGCACUGGGAUCUGUGGAAAUACUUUCAUUCAGUGGAAUGACACUGACCCCGAUUGACUGCGCGGUCCUGUCUCAUGUCAUCGGACUCUGUGAUACAAUAAAACACCUCGACCUGUGGAACUGCCACAUUCAGUGUGAAGGAAUCCAGCGGCUGGGACCCGGGCUGCACAAGUGCCAGGAGUUGAGACUGAGUUUUAAUAAACUGGGAGAUUCAGGAGUGAAACUGGUGUCUGCGGCUCUGAGGAACCCGGAGUGUAAAAUACAGAAACUGGGGUUGUUCAAUAUCGGUCUCACAGAUUCUGGUGCCGAGGAUCUCGUCUCCGCUCUCAGUACAAACCCAUCACUGACGGAGCUGAAGCUGGGAUCAAACUCGCUGACAGACCGAUCUGUCCCCGAUCUCCGCAGUCUCAUACAGACCCUCCCGAGUCUGGAGUGGAUCAUGCUGGGGGACAAUCAGUUCAGUGACACCGGGAAGAAGGAACUGAGAUCUCUGCAGGGAGUCAGACCUGGACUGACAGUGACCGUGUGAACAUCUGAAUGUGUGAACAUCCCCGCCCGCGGGAUGGGGACAUUUUCGCCGAUUCCUCGCCCCCCCCCUUUAACCCCGCCCCCACCUUCCCCUUAUCUUUAAUGGCCACGCGCCAGGUUUAAUUCCCAACAGUUUUAACGGAACUAGCUUCUCUCGUUGUGACGUUUUUCGCCUCCUGUCCAGCGGCGCAGCUUCCGCCGGAUGUGCGGGUUCGAGACCCCGGGGAAUGACACAGACGGGAAGAGCCCGGGGGCCGGGGCUCAGUCUGGGACACCGGUGUCCCGGGGUGGGAUUAUCCCGGGAGUACGUAAUGCUGGCUGGCCUGCUGCGUUCACGGGCAACUUUUACGUUUCAUGCCGGGGAAUUACACAGACAGGAAGGGCCCGAUGAUGGCGGGUUUUUUCUGAGACACGGAUGACUCCUGACCGGCGUGGAUAACUUCACUCACAUCAUCUCUGAACUGAUUCCACAACCUACGGACUCACUUUCAAAGAAUCUACAACUCGUGUCAUUAUUAUUUAAUAUUUUAUUUGCACAAAUUUGCCUUCCUUUGCACGUUGCUUGUUGUUUAGUCUUUGUUUUUGUAUAGUUUUUCAUAAAUUCUGCUAUAUUGAUUUAUUGUCCUGUAAAUGACUGCAAUAAAAUGAAUCUCAGGGUAGUAUAUGGUGACAAAUAAGAACUUUGAUAAUAAGCAACACGCAUCAAAGUUGCUGGUGAACCCAGCAGGCCAGGCAGCAUCUGUAGGAAGAGGUACAGUCGAGACCCUUCGUCAGGACUAACUGAAGGAAGAGUUAGUAAGGGAUUUGAAAGUGGGAGGGGAAGGGGGAGAUCCAAAAUGAUAGGAGAAGACAGGAGGGGGAGGGAUGGAGCCAAGAGCUGGACAGGUGAUUGACAAAAGGGAUAUGAGAGGAUCGUUGGACAGGAAGCACACAGAAUCUAUGGCGAAGGAACAUGCGGUGCCCGUGGAUACAAUUCCGGGAUCGAAUGUGUUAUUGAUUGUAAUAACAGUAUUUUAAUUUGUGUUUUAUAUCGUCUUGGGUAUUGCAUGUAUGUUUCAAUUCUAAUAAUGUUGUCAUUGAAUAAACUAAUGUAUAUAUCUCGGAUAUUCACACAUACACAUAUACAUGUGUGUUUUGGGGAGGAGGGGAGAGGGGUUUGGGAGGAAGAGGAGUGACGGGACGAGGAGUGGACUGAUGAGACGGUGACCGUAGCAAAGUCAAUAGGGCACGGAAAGGGGAGGCGAAAGUUCCUGUCACAAACUGGUGGUGACGUGGAUAACAUAGAGUCGGGGUGAGGAGGAGUGAAACCACAGGA